AUGGCCCAGAAGAGUCCCAGCCCCGCCCUGGAGCCCGAGCACGUCCAGCGGCUGCUGCUCUCCUGCCGGGAGGCCAAGAAGUCCGCCUACUGCCCCUACAGUCGCUUCCCCGUGGGGGCCGCCCUCCUCACCGGGGACGGGAGGAUCUUCUCCGGGUGCAACAUAGAAAAUGCCUGCUACCCACUGGGCGUCUGUGCUGAACGAACCGCCAUCCAGAAGGCCAUCUCAGAAGGGUACAAAGAGUUCAGGGCAAUCGCUAUCUCCAGUGACUUGCAAGAUGAUUUUAUCUCCCCAUGUGGGGCCUGCCGGCAGGUCAUGAGAGAGGGCAGUUUACAACACAGCAGCUGGCUUCCCUCAGAAGAAGCAAGCAAGAGAGCAAAAGAGGGAGCAAGACAGAUGCCAGAGUCUUUUGGUAACCUAACCAUGAAGGUGACAUCCCAUCACUUUUGCCAAAUUCUAUUCCUUAGAAGAAGUCACUAAAGUCCAGCCCACAGUCAAGGGGAGGGGAUUCCACAAAGCCAUGGUUGGGGGGGCGGAGGGGGUGUCACUCUAAAGAUGUAAAAAUUGAAAAUGUACAUAGACAAGAAAAAAGAAGAAAAGUGGGUAAGGGUGGCAGGAGGACCAGAAGAAGCAGGCCUGGUUGGCCCUGUUAAGGAGUUGACCUUAUUCCAAAGGGCAGCUAUCAGUGUCAGACGGGGUGGCGUGGGGUGACAUGGUCAGCUUUGCACCUUAAAUAGCUCAGUCUGCCAAAUCAGGAGAUAGUAGAGAACUGAAGCAAAUCAUAGAAGGAAUAGCCAAAGGAGUAGAAUAGCAUGCCUCUGGGCUCAGAGGGAGUUGGAACAGGAGACCGUUUGCUUUUCAUGAUGAGCCCAUCUCUAUAUACUGUUAGUGUUUUUUUAAACCAAGGAUGCAUAUUACUUUUAUUUAAAAGACUUUUUAAUUUAAAAAAAAACAGAAAGAAUAAAAGAAAGAAGCUUGUAGAAAGGAGGUUCAUUUAGCAAUACUGUAGUGUAAAUUCUAGAGAGCAAACUCAGCAGUUGAUUCUGUUGUGGGCGGGGAUUGAGCUAUUUGACAUUCCUGUUGUUUCCUUCUGGUUUCUCCUCUGGCUCACCCCUGGGAAGGUGGAGUGAGUCAUGUGAUUUUGAGUUUGAAAGAUAGCCCAGCCCCUUCCUCUCUCCACCCCCUUGGGAGGGCUGGAGAUCUAGCAGGCCCCAUGCUGGGUGCUAGGGGAUCUAAGGUUUAAAAAUCACAAUCCCUGUCCUUACAGAACUGAAUGUUUAGAAGGGGAGACAAAGUAGGGACAUCUAGCCCAGUCUAGGAAAGGUCAAAGAAGGCUUCCUGGAGGAGGUGACCUCAAGUAUGAAUGGGGAUUCUUUCAAAGAGGUAAAUUAAGACAAAGGGAUCAGCAUGAUGCUUGGGACAACUGCAAGUAAUUCGGUAUUGCUGGACCACAAAGGGCAGGGAAGGGGGACGGCAAGAAAGAUGCUAGGGCCAAAGAGUGAAGCACCUUCUCUGCCAGGCUAAGGAGCUUAGGCUUUAUCCUGAGAGCAAUGGGCAAGGGCAAAGAGCCUGUGAAGGAUUUUAAGCAGCAGGUGACAUAGCCAUAUUUGUACUUUGAAUAAUCACCGCAGGGCAGCAAACUUACUGGACUGCAUAAACCACAGACUGUCUGAAUGUCUCAACAACACCGCACCUCCACCAUCCAUCACCACCACAUUUGCAUCCACCUUGCCCAGGCGAAACAGAGACACUUCUUCCCAAUGAAAUCUCGCUCUCUGCCCACCGUUGUCGGAUUCUAACCUCUAAAAGCUACAGCCCAGGAGUUCCAAGUAGCUGGAUUUUGAUCGGGCAGCAGCUUUGCUCUGUCAACAAUUUUAGCAAAAACCCCUUCCACCUCUGCUGGCAAUUCACAGAUAACAUUUCUGAAAUGGUCUGUGGAUAAAAGAUGUCGCUGCCCUGGGAAAACGUGUCUGUCUCCUGCCAGGAGGAGACAAAGAGCAUUGAAAUGGUGCCAAAGGACAUCGUCCACGAGGGAAGGUCAAACAGCCCUCAACAGUUCUCUUUUUUAAGUCUUGCCUUUUUCCAUUUUUAUAUAAGCAUCAGCCUUUUUCGCCCCCAUGUCCUUUGGGGGAAGGUUAAAUGAUGCUUCUUAGGAAUAUUAUGCACUUUAUCAAAACUAUACAUACAGUCUUGCUGCCUGGAGGGAAAAGGGUACAAUGAAGACACAGGAUGCCCCAGAGCAGAGUGUGUACCGGAAAAGGAUCCUGUGGCCUCUCCAGCAGCCCCUCCCAUUCUCCUCCGAUUCUUGUGGCUGAGCAUAGUAAAGGCUGCCUUGGAUGUCUAACAAAUAUUCUCUGAAUGAAUGAGACUACUCCCAGACAGAAUAUUAAAUCUGCAGUAUAAACAGAUAUUUGAGCAGAAAAGCAUAUGCCGUAUCCCUGAAUUCACCUGCGUGGGAUACCAUUAUGGGAGAAACUCAGGAUGAUUCCCCUGAGACCUGAGACAUGGUACCACCAUGGAAGACUUCCUUCUCAGGAGGACAGAUGAGGACAGUGGAAUCAGGGCCAUGAUCCCUACGAAAGGCAGCCCCUGGGGCCCACACAAUAAGGCUGUAUCUCUACCCUGAGAAGGGAGAGCAUGGAACCCUGUGAUCCCUGCUGGAAGCUUCUCUGUGUAGAAAUCCAAUUGCUUGCCCUUUCUUUUGUUUUUUUUUCUGUUUUGUUUUGUUUUGCUUGCCCUUUCUAUACAGAGGUCUGCUGAAGAAUUGAGCUUCACGCUGUGCUUGGUUUAGACGUGUCACAAGCACCUUAGAUUUUUCUACAGAAGGAGAAAUGAAUGAGUCCAGUGCUCUCUGUUGAACAAGAAACUGCACUGUCUACAAUGGACGGUUAAUUAAUACGAGCCUGGACAUUUCAUUUCUACACGUGGGUGGAUUAAGCAUCACAGGUUCAGCAGGUUUAUUUGCUGCUUAGGGAAACAAACCUAAAGGCCAAUAACAACUGCACUCUUUAACUCAGAAACAUCAAUGCAAUGUCCCUUUAGUGAAUGUCUUACAAGCUGCAUAGUCAUUACAAGCCUUAUGGUAAAAGGUUACAUUCCUAGGAGAGUAAAGAAAAUCCUCUUCGUUAAAAUAUUAAAUAUCUCAGAGAACUUCUUGUUCCUUCUCAGUAAACAUUAAAGAGCUGUAAUGAUAAUGACACACAACAGAUGGGUAGAUUUAAACUUUAAAGGAAAUCUUUGCCCCAACUGACUAAGUUUCCACGAUUGAGCCUGCGGUCACUGGAGUGUGAAGUUUCUCCAACCUUCUCUUCCUUACCUUUCUCCAAAGGACAAUUUCAACAGAACAUUUUAAAAUUGUAAUUUAAAAUUCUCUGAGAUUGAUCAAAAAAUUAAAGAUAAUAUCUGAUUUCCAUGUGCCUCUAUAAAUAAAUUGGAAGGAAAUUCA
Molecule: messenger RNA, 3445 nt
Organism: Orcinus orca (killer whale)
Lineage: Eukaryota; Metazoa; Chordata; Mammalia; Artiodactyla; Delphinidae
Gene: CDA
Product: cytidine deaminase
Exons: 4
Coding region: 1-480 (159 amino acids)
Cellular component (GO): cytosol
Molecular function (GO): zinc ion binding; cytidine deaminase activity
Source: RefSeq, a predicted model, not a curated record